Messenger RNA from Neltuma alba, 285 nucleotides. RefSeq names its product UDP-glycosyltransferase 74E1-like. The record is from RefSeq and is a predicted model, not a curated record. Lineage: Eukaryota; Viridiplantae; Streptophyta; Magnoliopsida; Fabales; Fabaceae. The transcript has 2 exons. Gene Ontology annotation, molecular function: quercetin 7-O-glucosyltransferase activity; quercetin 3-O-glucosyltransferase activity. Bases 1 to 285 code for a protein of 94 amino acids.
AUGGUAAGCAACAAGCCAUGUGGGUCCGUAGUUUAUGUCUCAUCUGAAAGUUUAGUAGCUCUUGACAUUGAUCAAAAUAGUUUGGGCCUUGAAGGAUGGUGGAACUUACUUCUUAUGGUUGUGGAAUCUUUGGGCUUAGGAGUUCCAAUGCUGGCAGUUACCCAGGGGACAGACCAACCCACAGAUGCAAAGUGCAUAAAGGAUGUGUGGAAGAUAGGAGUGAAGGCUGAAGCUGAUGAGAAAAGAGUUGUGAGAAGAGAAACAGGGAAGAAAUUAAAUGUAUAG